This is a messenger RNA of Debaryomyces fabryi, 315 nucleotides long. RefSeq lists its product as uncharacterized. Bases 1 to 315 code for a protein of 104 amino acids. NCBI's taxonomy places the organism in Eukaryota, Fungi, Ascomycota, Pichiomycetes, Serinales, Debaryomycetaceae. The transcript has a single exon. The record is from RefSeq and is a predicted model, not a curated record.
AUGGAACAACGUAGAAGGGUACAAAAUAAAGCAAAAUCGCAAAGAGUGCCAGAUGAAGAGAUAUCUACUUCAAGGGUUAUAAAAGCGCUCUUUCUUACCUUUCUUUCGCUCCUUUUAAUUGUCCUUUGGGGUUAUCAUUCAGUUUGGGCUGUUAAGGUUGUGAUUUACAAGACAUAUGGUAAUUUGAUUAAUAACUUGGUAUUUGGACCGGGUACUUUAAUCGCCAAUGGUGGAUUAAGUGUCAAGUUUGUUACUUAUUUGAAUGAGAUUCUAUUAGACGAUAAAAUCGAUGCAGAUCAUAAAAAGUAUCUUUGA